GGUCUCGUUGUAAGAAAGUCGCCGCCAAAACCAACGGACUUGUAUUCUACUGUGAAAUCCCAGAAGAUGGCGAAGUCUACGGCGUGGCUGCUUCUGACGAUCUUCGCCGUCUUCUCCGUCGCUUAUUGCGUCGACGACAAGUGCGCAGCUUGCAAUGCCGUUGCGGAGGAGCUAGAGAUUGGGCUUUCCAAUGAAAAACCGAGGAAUCAUUUAGAUAUGAGACACCGCCUUGACUCUACAGGUCAACGUAGAGGAAAGGUAAUUGAUUACAGGGUCAGCGAGCUCAGAGUUGUUGAACUCCUCGAUGGCCUUUGCGAAAAGAUGCAAGAUUACUCUCUUGAGAAGAUAGAUUCAACCGGUCAAGAGUGGAUCAAAGUGGAUGAUUGGGAUAACCUCACAACGAAUAAACAAGAAGCUCGAGCACAUUCAAAAGCUAUAUCGACUUAUUGCGGAAGGUUACUUGAGGAUACAGAAGAUGACUUGGCAGAAUUGAUAAAGAAAGGAUCUGUUAAAGUAGGAGGUGUAAGCAAGGUUCUUUGUCAAGAUUUAAGCAAGCACUGCAGUCAGACGAGUGCUUCCCAGCAGGUGGAGGUGGAUGCCAAUGGUCAUGGAUCUGAUGGAGAACUCUAAUUCACUAUCAAGAAAAAAAAAAUUCCUCAGUUUAGAACUCUAAAUUGGCAUAAUUACUCAGAGUGACUAAGUUAUGCUUAACUUGUAACCAAACAAAAUUUUGCUUCAAAUUAUUCCGCUGGCUGGAUGUACCGA
Corylus avellana is the source of this 765-nucleotide messenger RNA. Its product is annotated as TLR4 regulator/MIR-interacting MSAP protein. Lineage: Eukaryota; Viridiplantae; Streptophyta; Magnoliopsida; Fagales; Betulaceae. The record is from RefSeq and is a predicted model, not a curated record.